AUGGCUAAUAAGCUCUCACAAAUUGUACUGGAUUUACAAAGUCAUCCGAAUGGAAAUGGUAUUCUGUACAAAGUGGCUUACAGACAAGCCAUUUCAUUGCCUGAUACCGAUGAUGAUGUUGGUUCGCUCUAUAUACAUCUUUGUGAGUGCUUAUUCAUCGAAAUAUCACAUGCUGAAUUUUGCAGUAUCUUUCCGAAUGUCAGUGGCAAAAUGGACGAAUGGACAUGCAGACAAGACACUGGAGAUGGUUUUCAACCGAAAAUUUUCGAUUUGAUCAAGGCAAUCGAACAAGAUCUUAUGAAUCACUGGUCAAAUCCUUGUUUUCUGCCACGUACUAAAAUUGGAGUUAUUGGUUACACAAGUGCAGGUAAAAGUUCUGUGCUAAACCGGCUUCUUGGUGUGAGUUCUCUGAGCGAUGAUGAUGCAGCACCAGUGCGCACUAUCAAAAGUACCUAUUAUCAAUUACAAUUCGAUCGACAGGAACCACUCAUUUAUCCACCAAACCGAGACAUAAAAAUACCGGUUACAUUUAUCGAUAUUCAAGGUCUCGAUAAAGACAGGCCAACAGUCAAUGAUCAGAUUGAAGCGGGUAAUUAUCUGGAUGAAAUUCGCAAAGCCAACUGUGAUAUUUAUGUAUUGGUAUUUGAUGAUCAACUGUGCUACGAACAAGAGGGUUGGAUUAAUUAUAUCGAGCAGAAAUUGAAACGAAAAUGCGUUUUAGUACGAUCCAAAGUAGAUAUUUGCUAUUUAAAGAAAUUUCGCGAACUUGCAAAUAUACCUUUUGGUCGAAGCAGACCGGAACAACGCAGCAAAUAUGAUCAACGUAUCAUAGAACAGAUACGUUAUGAUAUUCAAGUCAAAUCGCGACAUGUUUUUCUAACGGCGGCCGACUAUGAUUGGGCGAGUAUAGAUGCAGAAAUGUUACUGAGUGCUAAAUCAUUUGAUCAUGACGAAUUGGUCGACAAAUUGAGUUAUCUGGCAUUCAAUGCCUCUCAUCGUCGCAUUCACUUACUGACUAUGCGAGCUGUGACUCGUGUGAUCAACACGUGUUUUCGUCGUGGCUAUGUGCUAAAUGUACUUAAGUACCAGAUACUUGCCGGUGUGGCAGCGAUUAUUCCUUGCGGUGAUCAGUUGCCUCGCUAUCUUUCAAGAAACAGUAUCAAAGAAGCAUUUGGUAUUAACGACGCUUUUUGUCAAUAUCUGACUCAAUUCAAUCUAAUAAUUCAGAAUGAUAGCCAUUUGCAAACAUCGGUGUUCAAAAAAUAUGUGGUGGUCAAGGCGAAAACUGACUCCGAAGUAAGCGCACGAACAAUAGGAACCGUGACAGGACAUACGGCAGCAGUUGUUGGCUCAUUUAGCGAUGAUAUUAUUCGCAUAGUCGCGCCAGCCACCACAACUGUGUCAAGAGUUGCAAGUGUUACAUUCACUGUUGCGACAAUCGGCAUCGGCGUGGUCAUUUCAGCUGGUGUUUGUGCUUGGUCAGCUGUCAAAAGUGGACAGCAUAUCUUCAGUUAUGUUAAUAGAAUAUGUGAUGAUCUCAUUCUAGUGAGUAAUCCUUUAAUUGCAUCGAUCAUUGGACGAGAAACUGAAAAAACAAUUGGCAGCACAUAUUCAACAACUUCGAAGUAA
Messenger RNA from Rotaria sp. Silwood2, 1629 nucleotides. NCBI's taxonomy places the organism in Eukaryota, Metazoa, Rotifera, Eurotatoria, Philodinida, Philodinidae. The record is from the annotation of a GenBank genome assembly.